Neocloeon triangulifer is the source of this 3213-nucleotide messenger RNA. Its product is annotated as tripartite motif-containing protein 2-like. The transcript has 13 exons. The record is from RefSeq and is a predicted model, not a curated record. Gene Ontology annotation, molecular function: zinc ion binding; protein binding; ubiquitin protein ligase activity. Lineage: Eukaryota; Metazoa; Arthropoda; Insecta; Ephemeroptera; Baetidae. Bases 654 to 2810 code for a protein of 718 amino acids. Gene Ontology annotation, biological process: proteasome-mediated ubiquitin-dependent protein catabolic process; protein polyubiquitination; negative regulation of translation.
CUUUCGCAUGCAAUUGACGUGUUUGUCUGGUUUCUAACAGAAUUUCGGACACAUCGGCCUUGGUUGGACAAGCUGAAUGUCCUGGACGCGUCUGUGGAUGCAAAUACUUGCGAAAUAUGGUCAGAGGAGCAACAGAUUUCUUGUACAUAAACAGAUCCUACUCUUGUUGUAAUCCUACUCUCAACAAGAUCCUACUUUUACUUUUUUGCCUGGGAGGCUAAGGUGUAUGUUAAGGAGACGAGUUUCGACACGCAAGUACUUGAACUCAAGCAACCAGAGCAAUGUAUUUUUCUAAUUCUUACACUCCUACCAAAUACGCCAAAAUUCUGAACGUUGAUUGGUCGACAAACUUUCACCGAUCUGCUAUUGGCGGAACGAUUGGAAACUUUCUCUGAUUGGUUGGUUGCAUUGCUGUUCAAAAAGGUAAACAAACAACAAUAAGGUGAACGAGUGGUUUGUUCGAAAAGCCGGCUGUAUUUUUUGAAAGGAAAGUGAAAUUUGGACAGUUUUGGCUGAAAUGCCGUGAUUUUCAUCGCAUGUGCGGCGGCUCUUUAUCGAUCUCCGAGGGGGCGCCCGAAUCGCAUGGUGUGUCUCGGCAGUCGUCAGUGCCGUUCAACUCCGCCGAGAGCAACAUGCCCACGAGUUAACCAGUUAUGGAAAGUGAAUCAGAGGAAAAAGCAGUUAUCACUGAUUGUGAGCAGCUCGAAAUGACCCGGGUGGGCGAGAGGAUGAUCAGCAUGAGCUCCACCCUCGUCGAAACAGUCUCCAUCAACUACGAAGACUUCAACGAGAGCUUCCUUACCUGUAGCACAUGCCUCUGUAUGUAUGACGGGGGAGCGCACACGCCGAAACUGCUGCCCUGCUCGCACACGGUUUGCCUUGAAUGCCUUUCGCAUAUUGCCAGCUCGCAGACUCGAGACACGGGCUCGUUCCGCUGCCCCAUUUGCCGCGAGCUCAUCACCAUCCCCCGCGGGGGCGUCGCCGCCCUGCCUCCCUCCUUCCUGGUCAACCAGCUGCUUGACCUCAUGUCCAGGCAGCGUCGAGAGGUCAUCCCCAAGUGCUCCGUUCACAUUAAUCAGGAGUUGCUGUUCUGCGAGACAUGCGACACCGUGUUUUGCUCCUUGUGCACCGGAGGCAGCCACAGCACUGGCGGAUCGAGUUGCGAACACACUAUCAUUCCCUUCUCCAUUGCUAUUAAGCGAAUGUCUGAGAUCUUGCUCUACAAGGCCAACGACUGCAUCUCGAAGUUGGGACAGGCUCACGAUGCAGUUUCGGACGAGCUGAAGCGUCUGGACGAUGCGACCGAGGCUUGCCUGUCGCACCUGUCGCGCACCUUUGAGGAAAUCACCGCCCUGGCCGAGAAGCGGCGCCUGGCCCUUUCGAAUGCGGUGCGCGAGGCGCGCGACAAGAAGAAGGGUGUGCUGGAAGAGCAGCUGAAACUGAUCGCCGCCGAAAAGGCCAAAGUUGUGGAUGGCGAGUGCGACGGGCUGCAGUAUCAAGUUGAAGUCAGAAACAUUACCCAGAAGAUAUCUAGUCUGACAGAGAAACUCGAUAGUGUUGCCACGCUCGCUGAGCCGAGAGAAAACUCGUUUCUCACAUGCGACUUCCAAGGUGGCCAGGACGGGGCCAUCGAAGUCGUCAAAAAGGCACUUGAUAUCUUCGGAAAGGUCAGGACAAGCACCACCUUCCCGAGUUUGUGCUCGGCCGAGGUGGACACGCUGCCUGCCAACGGAGACGUGGUGGCCAAACUUAAGUGCAGCGCCACCCUGAGCACCGUCGACUAUCACGGCAACCCCAGAACUUCAGGUGGCGACCCUGUCAGCGCCGAGCUGAGGACCAAGUCUGGCCAGCUGCUCGAGACAGAAAUCCAAGAUCUGGACGACGGCACCUACAAGGUCUGGUUCAGACCGCCGUCAGCUGGCACAUACACACUGAACCUGAGCGUCUUCCAAAGACCCAUCAAAGACAAGGACAUCAAUAUUGAGGUGACUGAACACAACAGUCCCAGAGGCGAGCACGGAAGCCGAGGUUCGGGGAAAGCGGAAUUUUUGCAGCCAGUGUCCGUCACUGUGGACUCUGAAGCUGGCUUUGUCUACGUCCUGGACACCGGCAACUCCCGCAUCAAGGUUCUUUCCCUGGAUUUGGAAUUCAUUAGGCAUAUUGAGAACGAUGGUCUGAAGGGGCGUAGUUGCACAGGUAUUGCCCUCACUAGACAAGGGUUAAUUGUGGUCAACUGGCGUACAAAGAGCGUCACGGAAAUCGACCCGGCCACCGGUGACACCAUCACUUCAUUUUCCCACAAUGCUUUCCAAGAGCCUGUAGAUAUUGCUGUCAUGCCGAAGAGCGGAAAAAUCCUUGUGGCGGAUAACAGCGCCAGCUGCGUGUUUGUCUUUGAUAGUCAGGGCCGACCUUUGCUGCAGGUCGGCAAAAAGGGAAGCCAGAGGGGCCAGUUCAAUUUGAUUUCGUCAGUGGCAGCGUCGCCUAAUGAUGACAUCAUUGUGGCUGAUAGUCGUAUUCAAAUCUUCUCAACUGAAGGAGAAUUUAAGAGAGAAAUUUUUGCUGAAGGAAAAGGUCGAGGGCGGUACGGUGGUCUGACUAUGGACAGUGAGAGUCGGAUUAUCGCCACCAGGUCAGAAAAGUGUCGGCACUACAUCCAAGUGCUGAGCUCGGAAGAGGACAAGGUGCUGUCGACGAUCGACUCUCACGACUCUAAGCUCAAAAGACCAAGCGGGGUUGCCGUGAUGCCGGAACACCACAUUGUAGCCGUUGAUUUAGGAAACGACUGUGUGAAAAAGUACCAGUACUGGUAGAGCUGCCAGUCAGGAUAAUUUGCCAUUUUGACUUAAGAUUAAUUAAUUUUGAAAAAAGAAAAACGCCUGCUGGAUAUAUUAGAGAAUUUUUCACCCCCCAACAUGUAAAAAAAUUAAGAAGUGUGUUAGAGGUUUUUUCCAAAACAAUGCGAGAGUGGACUGACAAUUGGAAGGGAAUUGAAAGGAGGAUUUUAUGACUAUGAUUUCGUUCGUAAUGUCAUAUCAGCUGUGCUAGUCUCUUGUGUACAUACAUCUAACGUAGUAGUCACUGAUCUCUUUAUUUAAUGCAGUUUAACUUAUCUCUAACUCUUUGUUAUGCCAAAGCAAAAUUUGCUAUUAUCUCCUUUUGUAUUCGUAAGCAUUUGUAAUGUGUGUAAAUAAAUGUUUACAACAUCUGAAAAAA